Messenger RNA from Fonsecaea multimorphosa CBS 102226, 1077 nucleotides. RefSeq lists its product as uncharacterized. Gene Ontology annotation, molecular function: oxidoreductase activity. NCBI's taxonomy places the organism in Eukaryota, Fungi, Ascomycota, Eurotiomycetes, Chaetothyriales, Herpotrichiellaceae. The transcript has 3 exons. Bases 1 to 1077 code for a protein of 358 amino acids. The record is from RefSeq and is a predicted model, not a curated record.
AUGGCGGCCGGUUCACGACAGAUGGCUAGAUGGGAGACCGCUCAGGACGGCCUGGACAAGCUGUCCAAAUCCACUUGUCCAGUUCCCAUUCCAGGCGAGAAUGAAGUGCUCGUUGAAGUCCGUGCAGUGUCUCUGAAUUAUCGAGAUACCGAAGUUGCUAUGGGCCUAUAUAACCACCACAAAGCCAUUGGCGCAAGCCCGAAUGUGGUACCCUGCUCAGAUAUGUGCGGCAUUGUUGUUGAAGUCGGGCACUCCAGACAUGGUGGUUGGAAUGUUGGAGACCGUGUUCUUUCCAUUUUCAACCAGACCCACCUUACUGGCCAGAUCAAAGAGAAAGACAUGGCCUUUGGUCUCGGCUUGCCGCUUGAUGGUGUACUUCAGCAAUAUAGAGUCUUUCCAGUGACUGGACUGGUCAAAGCGCCUGAUUAUCUCACUGACGAGGAAGCAUCCACUCUGCCUAUUGCAGCAGUUACAGCAUGGAUGGCUAUCAACGGGAUGAGACCCGUCAACCAUCCAGGUGGGCAAGGAGAGACUGUCCUGCUACAAGGAACCGGCGGCGUUUCCAUAAGUGGCCUACAAAUUGCGCAUGCAGCUGGUGCGAAGACAAUUAUAACCUCCUCUUCCGAUGCCAAACUUGCUCGUGCCGAGGCGUUGGGAGCGACGUUCAGUAUCAACUACCGCAAGAAUCCUGACUGGCAGAACACCGUCAUGGAAUUGACCGAGGGCGAAGGCGCCGACCUCAUAUUUGAGACCGGAGGAGCACAGACUCUGAGGAAAUCAUUCGACUGUGUUUCAUUCGGGGGUCUUAUCAAUUGCAUCGGUUAUCUAAGCGGGAAGCAAGACGAACCUGUCGAUCGCACCAAUGCCAAUGUCCUGGCGCUGCGGCGCAAUGUUACGCUGAAAGGAAUUCUCAAUGGGCCCAGAGACAGAUUUGAAGAAAUGAUGCGCUUCUAUGAGGCAAAGAAGAUUAGGCCUGUGGUCGACAAAAUCUUCCCCUUCGACGAAGCCAAAGAAGCUUUUCAGUACCUAUACAGAGGGGCCCACUUUGGCAAAGUCGUCCUACGGGUAAGUUCUUGA